AUGGAGUAUUUCUCAAGACUCAUGGCAAGAAUGAGCAAGCUGCCUAAUUUCAGAUAUCACCCAGUGUGUAAAGAACAACAGCUCACCCAUCUCACUUUUGCUGAUGAUCUAAUGAUAGUCUGCAAAGGGACAGACGCUUCAGUAACUAGAGUCAUGGAGGCUAUAAAAUGUUUCACAGAUACUACUGGUUUAGCUGCAAAUAGUGAUAAGUCAAGCGUAUUCAUAACAGGGGUAAAAGACAAUGUCAAAGAAAGGCUGUUGGAGAUUACUGGUUUUGUAGCAGGCACUUUUCCAAUAAAAUACCUUGGGUUGCCUUUGUCUCACAAGAAAUGGAGCAAGAUGCAAUGCCAUCAGUUAUGUCUUAAGAUCACUGAGAAGAUCAGGGCCUCAGCAACUAGGCACCUGUCAUAUGCAGGUAGAAUCCCAGUAAUUAAUUCAGUGUUAUUUUCCUUGUAUAAUUUUUGGGGAUCAGUAUUCUUACUCCCCCAGAGUGUACUGAAACUGGUGGACAAGCAACGUAGAGAGUUUCUAUGGGGCUCUAAAGAGGAAGGAAGGAAGAUUGCACUAGUAGCUUGGCAUGAUCUAUGCUGGCCAAAGAAACAGGGUGGGUUGAAUGUGAAGAACUGCAGAUUGUAG
Messenger RNA from Lycium ferocissimum, 636 nucleotides. RefSeq lists its product as uncharacterized. Lineage: Eukaryota; Viridiplantae; Streptophyta; Magnoliopsida; Solanales; Solanaceae. The transcript has a single exon. The record is from RefSeq and is a predicted model, not a curated record. The coding region runs from base 1 to 636 and encodes 211 amino acids.